Messenger RNA from Perca fluviatilis (European perch), 3319 nucleotides. It is a transcript of the gene cbfa2t2, whose product is annotated as CBFA2/RUNX1 partner transcriptional co-repressor 2. Bases 27 to 1799 code for a protein of 590 amino acids. The transcript is spliced from 10 exons. Gene Ontology annotation, biological process: DNA-templated transcription; negative regulation of DNA-templated transcription. Lineage: Eukaryota; Metazoa; Chordata; Actinopteri; Perciformes; Percidae. The record is from RefSeq and is a predicted model, not a curated record. Gene Ontology annotation, molecular function: transcription corepressor activity. Gene Ontology annotation, cellular component: nucleus.
ACAGUAGAGAGAAGAAGACCCCUGCCAUGCCCGGUUCUCCUGUGGAUGCUAAGACUCAUUCCAGAUCAGCCCCCAGCAGCAGCGCCAGCUCCACUAUGCCACCCCUGCCUUCUGUCAACCCCAGCGGCCCUCGCCCGGCCUCCUUUUCCACCACAGCAUUGACCAAUGGGAAUCAUCAUUCCCCACCAACCCUGAAUGCAGUGCCAUCUCCUCCGCAGCGUUACAGCAACGGACCGUCCUCUUCCUCUUCCUCAUCGCUGGCCAACCAGCAGCUGCCAGCCACCUGUGGGGCUCGCCAGCUGAGCAGCACUUUCCCCCCCCCCCCCCCCCGUUUCCCCCCCCCCCCCUCCCCCCGAUUGCAAAACAGCGUCCGAAGCCUGGUUCUGGCCCUCGUGAAUUCGACAGUUACCAUUGAGGAGUUCCAUUCACGGCUUCAGGAGGCCACCAACUUCCCUUUACGGCCCUUUGUUAUUCCUUUUCUCAAGGCAAACCUUCCACUUCUGCAGAGGGAGCUACUCCACUGUGCACGGGCAGCCAAGCAGACCCCGGCCCAGUACCUGUCCCAGCAUGAGCAUCUCCUGCUGAGCACUACCAUGGCCUCCUCGCCAGACUCCUCUGAGCUGCUGAUGGAGCCUCCGGAGGCUGUUACCAAGAGACACAGCCCCAACAGAGCUAAAGAGAAUGGUUUCCACGAACGUCCACCCGCAGCCAUGGAGCCCGCCGCAAAACGAAUUUGCACCAUUAGCCCUGCUCCCCGACACAGCCCCGCCCACCCGCUGCCCCUCAGCGCCCAGCUUCACCCGACCCCUCCACCCUUGCAGCACUAUGCCCUAGAUGACAUCGCAACGCCACACAUCCUACACCGCGAGCACAGCCAACGCAUGUUGGAGAUCCGCGAGCUCAAAGACAGGCCCAGACUCCCUGGCACUAACGGAGGCUACCGCGAGGAGCCAGUGGACCACAGACUGACAGACAGAGAGUGGGCUGAUGAAUGGAGGCAUCUGGACCAUGUGCUGAACUGCAUUGUGGACAUGGUGGAAAAGACACGGAGGUCAGUGAGCGUGCUCAGACGAUGCCAGGAGUCAGAUCGCGAAGAGCUCAACUACUGGAGACGGCGUUCAAACGAGCAGGAGGACCCUCGCAAAGGCGGCUCAGGCUCGGCUCCCUUCUCAAAGACACACAGCCCCCACUCUGCAGAGUCGGACUCCCAGCGCGACUUUGCUCCACGGCCAGGCUCAGCAUACGUUACAGAUGAGAUCUGGAGGAAAGCUGAAGAAGCGGUGAAUGAGGUGAAGCGCCAGGCCAUGGAUGAGGUUCAGAAGGCAGUAGCAGAGGCUGAGCAGAAGGCUUUUGAAAUGAUUGCUUCUGAGAGGGCUAAAAUGGAAAAGACUCUGGCUGACGCGAAGAAGAAGGCUCAAGAGGAUGCCAUCAUGGUCAUCAAUGAGCAGGAGGAUUCCAGUGAGUGUUGCUGGAAUUGUGGCCGCAAAGCCAGCGAGACGUGCAGCGGCUGCAAUGCCGCUCGCUACUGCGGCUCCUUCUGCCAGCACAAAGACUGGGAGAGGCAUCACCUCAUCUGCAGCCCAGGACUUCAGGCUCAACCCAAACCAGUUUCCGCCAUCACCGCAAGCAGGGCAGCAGCAGCAGCAGCAGCCGGGGUGUCUCCUGUCAGUCUGGUCGGGGUCAAGGCCCCCGACAGCGUUUCUUCAGUCUCCAGUCCUGGGGGAGAGAAGGCUUUGGUCGCUUCUCGCUCCUCCACCCCUUCCACCCCCGCCUCGGCCCCUGAGACCAACGGACACUAGGAGGUGAAGGACAUCAGUGGUGAACGUGUCACCUAUCCUCUUUCUUACCGGGGAAGAAUUGAAUCCGCAGCAAGAGGAAACUAUUUGUGGGUUAAGUUAGGAUACCAGAUUUUUCAUCAUACUCUUUGGCAGAAAGAAAAGGACAGAUUAUGGAUGACUGUUUGAGUGAUAUGUCAACUGGGACUUUGGCUUUGGCAAAGAACAGAAGGACUCGUCUCGAAUGCAUCUAUUGGAUGAACAGAUCUCCCCGAACAGAUGGAAACGUGUCUGUCGUCGUCCAAAAACCCCAAAUCUUGGAUCUGCGAGGGGCUGAAAAAAACUGACGAUUGAUCUGAGUGUAUCUCCGGCCGCGGGGAGGAAGUUAUAAAGGGGAGACAUAUGAGAAAAGACAGAGGAGAUUAAAAAAAACCCCCCCCCAAUAUUCUCACUUUGAUGUCUAUAGAUUUAAGAUAGGGAGGUGGUGGUGGAAAAUGUAAACAGUGUAAUAGUACCAGCCAUAAAGCAUCUGUCUUCGUCCUGUAGGAAAAAUCUGACCGUAGACCGUAAGAGUCGUCUCUGCAGCUCCUCCUCCUGUAUACAUAAAUAUCUGCUCGCCAACUUCUUGUCAGGUUUUUCAUGUGUGAAUGCGUGUGUCAAACGGUUGUGCCGUCAGUGAAUAUUGUACAGCAUAUGAUAACUUUUGUCAAAGCAAUAUUAAAGUGAAGUGUUCAGGUAUCACAAGCCGUUUCUGCAUCACCAAAGUUUUUAGUCGCUAAAGAGAGAGUCGUCCUUGCCUGUAAAUGUCCUUGUGAAUCAGAGAUAAUUAUACACUAACCCCACAUCAUAUGUACUUUUAUAAUGACUCUGGUCACUAUUUUAAAUGUCUGAUCAUCAGUCAUCUUCAAAGAACAGAGAGAAAGGUGAUGGUGAUUGGAUGAAGUAAGCGCAGGAAGAAGGAAGGAAGGCAGAAGAUGAAGUUAAGACUUUAUUGUGGUUGCGGUUUCAUUUUGGCACUUGUUUGCGUCACCAGUUUGUGUGUAUGGCGGGAUCGGAUGUUGCUCCAAAUCUUACAUCGUUGCAAUAUUUGCAUCGGACAGCUUUUCAAGUACAGUUUUUUAACAAAAGGAGAGAUAAGGGGUGACAAUUAAAUCUGUUUUACUUCAUUUGAAAUCAUCUAAAGGGAGAAAAUUCUCACUGGUUGCUUACAUUGCCUCGGUGAAGUUUUAGAGCAGCGACUCUGUCCCACGGAGAAUCUCAGGAGCAAAACUGUAUUUGUAUGCACAGAUCAUUCUGUUUUUCUUUUGUCGCAGUUAGGUUCAAGUCAAAAGUUUAUUGUAGUCUGCUGUUACGACUGAGACAUUGUUUUUGUUUUUCGUUCGUUGUAAGAUGACUUUGUAAAGAAUAUUAUGAGAGAAUGCCUUUAUUUUGUGAGCCACGAUUUUCUUUGUUCUUUAAACACGUUCUUUUGUUAUGAGGCAUAACUUCAUAUGAAAAAGAUAUCUUGACAUGAAGUAUGAAAUAAAGAAAUAGAACUACUUCAA